Messenger RNA from Candidula unifasciata, 594 nucleotides. The record is from the annotation of a GenBank genome assembly. NCBI's taxonomy places the organism in Eukaryota, Metazoa, Mollusca, Gastropoda, Stylommatophora, Geomitridae.
AUGGUUAUUCUCUCUUCUGUACAUGUCAGGGAUAGCAGCACGGACUUGAAGUCCCAGUCAGAGGGAUUAGUACACAGUCUUGUCAGUGACCAUAAAACUAAGGUAAAGGAGCUAGUGGUGCUACAGACGAAAGAGUGGUCAGAGAUGGUGCUGAGACAGAUGACAGAGGAACAUGAGCUCUGGAGGGAGCACACCAUUCAGCAGAAUGAGACCCUGGCCAAGCUGUUGGAGGAUGCUCAAAGAGAGCAGUUGGCUGAACUUGAUGCGAAGCAGGAGAGGGAAAACAAGGAGCUGAAAGCCAACCAGGCCAAACAUUCGAUGGAGUCAACAAAAACAGUGCUCAAUGAUAAAACUAUCAAGAACAAAGCAGAAAGAGACAGGAGAAUCCGAGAACUACAGGAGAACAACACCAAAAAGUUCAUUGAAGAACGUAAGAGAUGUGCCGUGAAACAUUCAAGGCAGGUGGAGGCUUUGAAGAAAGUUCACCAAGAUCAAACUGAGAAGCUUCUUGCAGAAAAUCAAAAGGCUUUGGAGAUGAUUCAGAUGGCAUACGAGGAAGCUAAGAUGGCCUCCAGACCUGAGACUGUGGUUUGA